This is a messenger RNA of Danio rerio (zebrafish), 1347 nucleotides long. The record is from RefSeq and is a predicted model, not a curated record. NCBI's taxonomy places the organism in Eukaryota, Metazoa, Chordata, Actinopteri, Cypriniformes, Danionidae.
CUGAGACGUAUCACUGUGAGGAAGCUGCAGAAGCACAGGAAGAGCUGCUGCUGUUUAAACAAGAGCUCAACAUAUAUAUAUAUAUAUAUAUAUAUAAAGCAGAAGACGAGUGUCAGACACACAGAAUGGCUGAUAGGAGUCCUCUGUUUCUGCUGCUCAUCUUCUGGACACUCAGCACAGGUGUGUUUGGAGCAGAAUGGCGUCAGGUGUCCUGCAGUUCUGGACAAACUGUUCAUCUGCCCUGUAAUAAUACUGUUCAGCACUGCAGCACAUCAGAAACUACAUGGCUCUACAGCAAAGGCAGCCAGACAGACACACUGUUUAAUUUAGGAGUAAAUGGGAGAAACUCAGAGAGACUGAAUCUGGGCUCUGACUGCUCUCUGAUCAUCAGUAGAGUCACAACAGAAGAUGCUGGAUAUUACAUCUGCCAACAGUGGAGAGGAGGAAAUCAGAAACAAAGCAAUGAUUCAGCUGUGUUUCUGCAUGUUGUUGCUGUCUCUCCAUCAUCAUCAUCAUCAUCAUCAUCAUCUUCAUCAUCUGAUAUUUGUCCAGGUAAAGCAGAGCUGAAUCCACAAGCAGAAACAGCAGCAGCAGAAUCAACUAAAGCAGCAGCAGCAGCAGUGACUCAAGACCACAACAAAAACCCGAAAACAGAAAACCCCAGAGCUGCUUCACCAGCUGGAGCUAAAACACCAGCCCUGACUCCAACAAACAACACAAACACAACUAUACAACCAGGUCAUAUAACAGUGCUUUCAGUUCUGCUUUCUGCUGCUGCUUUGGCUGUUUUCAUCGCUGCUGUUCUGUGUUUGAUCCAGCGCAGAAGAAGAGCUGCAGCUCAUCAAAGAGCGAGCGGUGAAUCAGCGGUCAAAGAUGAGAAUCAAGUCCACUAUCAAACAAUCCACAUGUCCAUUAAUCCUGCUGCCAGAGCCCAUGAGCAGACGGAGGAUUCAGUCACUUAUUCUGAGGUCACUUGUGCUGGGAAAAAGCUGGAGAAAUCAGCCAGUGAUGAUGAUGGUAAUGACUCAGUGACUUACGCCGCCGUCAGCAGAAGAGCUUAAUGUGUGCAGAAGAAGAAAAAGAGCCUUCAGGAAUAAAGAUCAACACAAACAGGCAGAAAUCACAGCAGCAUCACUGCAGCAUUUCAGGAGCACAAGUUUCCCUCAAAUGCGCAGAUUCAGGACUUUAGUGUGGAGAAUUGGAGAGAUUUAGAGCAGAACAAACACAGCUGGAAUAUUACUGCACUGGAAAGAGGACAAAGCAGCUGUUCUGAAGGAGAGAAAGAAAGAAAGAAAGAAAGAAAGAAAGAAAGAAAGAAAGAAAGAAAGAAAGAAAGAAAGAAAGAAA